Molecule: messenger RNA, 2376 nt
Organism: Aureobasidium musti
Lineage: Eukaryota; Fungi; Ascomycota; Dothideomycetes; Dothideales; Saccotheciaceae
Source: the annotation of a GenBank genome assembly
AUGUCGUACCUACAACAAAAGACUCGACAUGGCAGACGCGGCGUCCCUCUUCUACCCUUCACGCGAUACACCAGGUCACGCCGAAGACAGUCUUUAGCGAUUUUCGCGAUCCUUUGCACAUUGGUCUAUUGGACUGUUCGUGUGGGUCUUGGUGAUUCGAGAGAUCGCUUCACACCAUCAGUGCCAGCAACACCAAACUUCUUCGCUGGAGGCUCGGAAGAUCGACUGGUUACAAUCCAAACAAGCAGAGAUCCAAUCACAGUUCAGAAGCCCACAGCAGAAGAAGAACAGCUGACUGCGGCGAUCGUCAAGCCUUCGGACAUCUCUAAGGCUCCCGUUGAAUUGCAGACGAAACCGCAACCUUACGACGUGUUGCCAAAUGCUGUGCAAGUUACCAGGGGCAGCUCUGUCAAUGACAUUGGAGACGUCGAAGAACAACAAUCAUUGGUGGAAGAUGUGUCUGAGCUUCAACCAGUCGUCGCAGAUGGCGGCAGAUUGACAGACCUGUCCAGAUCUCAAGCUUUCAAUCCGUCUGAAAACUUGGACAGCCCCAGCUCCAGUCUCGUCGCAUCAUCUUUGGGAUUGUCCCAGGAAUCUGUGCACCCCGCCGAAGACCAGGAUCAGAACAUGCUUUCUGCUGCUCAGCCCGGGAGAUACGCUUUUCCAGCCCCCUCGAACUUCGACAGGCUCAACAGGUUGGCGGACGAGCUUCCUGAUUUUGUGCAUAUCCCACUGCACAUGGCUGUGAAGAAUGAAACUCUGGAUGACUGGGAAGAAGAAUGGUUUGCACAUGCCCAAUAUGAUGCUGCCACACAUGGCAAAAUCAACGAGCCUAAGAUUGAUUUUGUGUACACCUGGGUGAAUGGCUCAGAUACCAGAUUUGCAGACGUAAUGCGACCAUAUGAGCAGAACUCGAGCCUGAACGAUGAUGCGGGUGAAUGGAUCGCUUCUCACGGUGUGAAUCGUUAUCGUGACUGGGACGAGCUACGCUACUCCAUCAGAAGUGUCGAGAAACAUGCUAGCUCAUUUCGCAACAACAUCCAAAUUUUGGUCAACGCAAUCCAAGAUGCUGACGGCACAAUGACAAAACAGCGACCCAUGUGGCUGAAAGAGGACUCAGCGAUUCAAGAUGACCUCCAAGUUUUGUCGCAAGAAGAGUUCUUUGGCGAAGAAGAAGCAAAAUGCCUUCCAACUUUCAACUCGUUGACCAUUGAGAAUCAAAUUCACAAUACGCCUUCAGAUACCGACCGAAUCUUCGCAAUGUCAGAUGACAUGUUUCUCGGUAAGCCCCACGCUGCAUCCGACGUAUACUCGCCUCUGUUCGGCACGGUAAUGGGCUUCAAGCCUAACAGCUAUAACACCAUUGUGCCACCUUCCGAGAAAGAUGCUCUUCGAUUCGGCGAAAAGCCAUAUCUGAUCUACACUUCGUGGAUGCUAAACAGACGUUUCGGCACUCGCAAGAGAAAAGGACAGGUCCACUUUGGCCACUCUCUGUCCCGAAGCGUGUACAAAGAGGCAAUGGAAGCAUUUCCUCGACCGUCUCUUAAGAGUGCUUGCCAGAAGUUCAGAGGUGAAACUGGCUUCCAACUGUAUUCGUGGUACAAUGCUUUCCACUACACUAUCGAGCGACACCGUGAAGCUCUUCUCUGGAGUUACCUCAUGAUCAGGAGUGAUCCUGACCGAGAUGGUUACCUCAAUUGGCAGGAGAGACAGGCAAUCAUCAGCGAUCUCGAGGAAGGUCUAGCCAAUGAAGGUCGAAACUCAUUCCGCAAGAGGAUGUACUACUAUGUGGCAAAGUCACUUGAGGAUGCAGGACUUGAAGCACCCAAGGUUAACGUUGAGACGACUUGGACAUCCCUUGACGGUCCUGCUACCAUUGCCAACAUUGACUGCUUCGAGUUCAAUGUCAACGAGUGUUUGGCACCCGGAUUCUCCUCUCCGACCUGGGACGACAGAUCCGACAAUCCUGUCUUUUCGACAGCUGCCAUCUUCGAUAGAGUAGCCAGACAGGAUCCUCAGUGCGGCGAUUGCCUGACGAAGUUGCUUCUCAACCGUGUCGAGCAAGGCUUAUCGCCACUUUUACCGCAUAGAGAGAAAGAUGCCGAGCACAGGGAAACAGUCCUCAAGGCUCUGAAACGGUACUCUUACGUAGUUGUGGAGCCAGAUGCAUUGUUCACGAUGGUCACAGACGCCGAGCAAGUCCAAGUGCGACUCAUUGACCGUCUUGCCGAUCCUGAGAAACAAGCAGGGCAACUCUGUCUCAAUGACGAUGUUACAGCCGAUAACGAGACCGAGCUUCUGGCGUUACGAGAGACAAUCGCAAGGUUGUUUAAUGAGCAUUGGGGGACGCCGAGUAAAUUUGAAGCAUGGUGGUAG